Messenger RNA from Linum tenue, 1578 nucleotides. The record is from the annotation of a GenBank genome assembly. Lineage: Eukaryota; Viridiplantae; Streptophyta; Magnoliopsida; Malpighiales; Linaceae.
GGAGAGUUUUGGAUUUACCUUUGGGGUUGGGGAUUUCUGGGAGUUCCUUCAUCAGCUCUCUGUUGCCUGCAGCCUUUCUAGAUCAGGAUAGGCUGCCUCACUGCAGAGCUGAAGCUAAUUCGAGUCGGCCUACGACAACCAGCGAGGGCACUCUUACCCAUCCAUUUCUGUGCCUGAACUUCUUCCCUGGUUCAUUGUUUUCCGGUGGGGUUGUUCUGAAGUUGCCACAUGAAUCAGCACAAGGCAUCAAACGAUUCCCCUCCUGAACCCAGGCAGAGGCAGGGCGCGGUAGCAAAGGAUCCAAUUGCUGCUAGAAAAGUCCAGAAGGCAGACCGUGAGAAAUUGAGAAGGGACCGUUUAAAUGAGCAGUUUAUUGAGUUGGGUCAAACUCUAGACCCUGAUAGGCCUAAAAACGACAAGGCCACGAUUUUGACCGAUACAGUUCAAGUUCUCAAGGAUCUAACAUCUGAAGUAAACAGACUCAAAGCCGAGUGUUCUGCCCUCACAGAAGAAUCCCGUGAGCUUCUGCAAGAAAAGAAUGAGUUGAGGGAGGAAAAGGCAUCGCUUAAGUCUGAUGUUGAAGCUCUGAACAUGCAGUAUCAGCAGAGAUUAAGAGCCAUGUUCCCCUGGGGUCCCGUUGAUCCUUCUGUAAUUAUGGGAUCUCCUUAUUCAUAUGCAGUCCCUGUACCAGUGCCUCCUGGUUCAAUCCCCAUGCAUCCACCAAUGCAGCCAUUCCCCUUUUACAGAAAUCAACCUCCAUCCAAUCCUGUUCACGGUACUUGCCCGACUUUUAUUUCAUUCCCGACUCCUCCUAACCCUCCUAAUGAACAGCCAUCGGCUCAAAGCGCCUCUACCUCCCAUGGCUCGAGCAAACCAGAUCCCAGAAGCAAGUUGGUAUGCCACCCUGGGGAUAGCCAUAUUGAGGAAUGCUGUGAUGACUCGGGUGAAGUUGCAACUGAACUUGUACUUAAAAUGCCUGGAUCGUCUUCUCAGCAGGCAGCUGUAGAAAGGAAAGGCAAGCAGAGGAAGGAAAAGGAGAACUGUGUUGUUUCUUCUAGCAUUAGUUCUUCCCCUCAUGUCGCUCAUGAUUACUCGUCUAAUAGCAUCGGUGAUGCAGCAUCAUCUAAGCCUUGAGAUUUCUGGCUGUGUAAUUGGAUUUUCACAUAGCUAACCACAUAGAGAGGCAUGUCCUUAUACCGAGUCCUGGGAGCAGAAUCAGUCUUUAGUGUUGGUUGUAACUUGAUGGGAUCUCUUCCCAGUUGGAUAAUGGGCUUUGACUUCAAUUGCUAAGUGUUGUAUGCACACUUAUGAAGCUAAAAGUGAGCAGCCGGGAUGAGCUUGCGGGCGAAGAAAGAAGAAGCCGUGGAUGGGAUGCUUUCUGUUCUCCAAAAUGGUAGGUUUGGUGUGUGUAUAAGGGGUUGGUCUAGUCACUAGUGCUUUACCUUACUGUAAUAUGAUUAGUCUUGAAUUUGAAGGUCUCAAGUUAGAAUAAUUUAAGUAGCACCUAAUAUCAAAAAGUAAAACUAUAAGUAGGUUUAGUGUGUGAACAAGUGCUUGGUUUAGUGUUGGUAAUAUGAC